Messenger RNA from Cricetulus griseus (Chinese hamster), 3927 nucleotides. The record is from RefSeq and is a predicted model, not a curated record. NCBI's taxonomy places the organism in Eukaryota, Metazoa, Chordata, Mammalia, Rodentia, Cricetidae.
AGAAGGCUUGUCAAUCAAAUCUCGCGAGAGAGGACGGAAGCCUGUGGGAGCCCGUGGCCUUUAAAGUCGAUUCAGCCCUUUCCUCCGGGGCUAGUUUGUAAACACGGCUGGGCUCCGGGCUCCCGGGGGGAGGAAAGGACCAUGAAUUAGUGACCUGGAAAGAGACACUAGAUGGCAACUUGGGAAGUGCUGCUUGCUUAGCAAGAGCUUAGGGAUUCCUGUCAACAGAGUAAAGCUCAUGGCCUGCCAGCUACAAAGUAUCUUUGCCAUGAAACAGAGGACAUGAUAAGCUGUUUAACUUAAUGAAAUUCAAGUUACAUGUGAAUUCUGCCAGGUAAUACAAGGACCUGUGGAAUAUGAGUGAUGACAAACCUUUUCUAUGCACUGCCCCUGGGUGUGGCCAGCGUUUUACCAACGAGGAUCAUUUGGCUGUCCAUAAACAUAAACAUGAGAUGACACUGAAAUUUGGUCCAGCACGUAAUGACAGUGUCAUUGUGGCUGAUCAGACACCAACACCAACAAGAUUCCUAAAAAACUGUGAAGAAGUGGGUCUGUUUAAUGAGUUGGCAAGUCCAUUUGAAAAUGAAUUCAAGAAGGCUUCAGAAGAUGACAUUAAAAAAAUGCCUUUAGAUUUGUCCCCUCUUGCAACUCCCAUCAUAAGAAGCAAAAUCGAGGAACCUUCUGUUGUAGAAACAACUCACCAGGACAGUCCUUUACCUCACCCUGAGUCUACCACCAGUGAUGAAAAGCUUGUUCGGCCAGUCACCAUGGUGCCUAGUGUUCCAGGAAUUCCAGGCCCUUCCUCCCCGCAGCCAGUGCAGUCAGAAGCAAAAAUGAGAUUAAAAGCUGCUUUGACCCAGCAACAUCCUCCAGUUGCCAACGGUGAUACUGUAAAAGGCCAUGGCAGUGGAUUGGUUAGGACUCAGUCAGAAGAAUCUCGUCAGCAGUCCUUACAGCAGCCAGCCACCUCCACUACAGAAACUCCGGCUUCUCCGGCUCAUACAACUCCACAGACCCAAAAUACAAGUGGCCGUCGAAGGAGAGCAGCUAAUGAAGAUCCUGAUGAGAAAAGGAGAAAGUUUCUAGAACGAAACAGAGCAGCAGCUUCAAGAUGCCGACAAAAAAGGAAAGUCUGGGUUCAGUCGUUAGAGAAGAAAGCAGAAGACUUGAGUUCACUAAAUGGCCAGCUCCAGAGCGAAGUCACCCUGCUGAGAAAUGAAGUGGCACAGCUGAAACAGCUUCUUCUGGCUCAUAAAGAUUGCCCUGUAACCGCCAUGCAGAAGAAGUCUGGCUAUCACACUGCUGAUAAAGAUGACAGUUCAGAGGAUCUUUCCGUGCCAAGCAGCCCACAUACAGAAGCAAUCCAGCACAGCUCUGUCAGCACAUCCAAUGGAGUCAGCUCGACGUCAAAGGCAGAAGCUGUGGCCACGUCAGUCCUUACCCAGAUGGCGGACCAGAGCACAGAGCCUGCACUUUCCCAGAUGGUCAUGGCUCCUUCUUCCCAGCCACAGCCCUCAGGAAGUUGAUUAAAGACCCUCAGUGCAGCAGUUUUAGAUACUGAUUAGUGACUUCAAAGGGAAAUCAAGGAAAGACCAGUUUGCAUUUAUUCGAAAUCUGUGGUUGUAAAUUUUUUUCUUUUCUUUUUUUUUUUUCUUUUUUAACUUGAAGUUAUAUUUGGCUCUAGAGUUGGUGUAGCAGAUGAUCAGACUGAACAAGUUCUUAGUCUCUGGAAGACUGAUUCUGCUUUUUUUUUUUUAUAAAUGUUAGAUUUAUUAAUUUUUCUGUGCUUGAUGUGUAAAUUGUAUCAUAAUCCAUUGUGGUUUACUUCACUUUGGUUUAGCGGUGUUUUAAUAAAUGGAGGUGUUAACUGAAUCACUCUCCCCACCUCCAUUUCUUUGCCCACCCCUUCCUUCACCCUGAGCUGUGAUGGUAGUCUUGUUAUCAUUUAUACCAAAGUUUUGCAGAGUCCCUAUUGACUUUGUGAUAUGAACAAAGUUGUAAGGCACUAGGGAAGAAAAGACAAAAAGUUCCUUUUAAUCUUUUUGCCUUUUAUUUUGCACAUUAUGCAAAAGGAAGACUAUUAGAAACACUUUUUUUUAAGUGAAUGAAAGUAUGGUAAGACUUUAGUGCUUCACGCACGUUCUUAUACUAAUCAAAGUCAUUCACCACCUGCAAUGGUUUUAAGACUAAGUAGACAAAAAUUUUGGAAUCUUGAGCAUUUCAAAAAUGACUUGAUUUUUUAAGUCUUAAAUUCAGUAUUUUAAACCUGUGUUCUUGAGGCUGAAAACUAUGAAAUUAUAUAAUGUAUGAUACAGGGUUAUCAGAUGUCUAGUAAUUUUUAAAAUUUGCUCUUGUCAUUUUGGGGUUUUUGUUUGGUUUCUGUUGUUGAAUGUGUGUGUGUUUUUUCUUUUUUUGUUUUGUUUUGUUUUGCAGAUUUCAGGUAACAAAGUGAGAAGUUUAUGCAUAAUGAAGUAUGAUGUGGUUGCCAGAAAAGCCUAAAAUUAUGACUUAGAAAUUUAAGACUGUUUCCCCCAUUGUCGUACUUGUACUUGCGAGCUAACUUGUACCUAUUCUUGUGAAAGCACUGUCAUCUUUUAGUAGCCAAUUUUGAUAAUGUUUCUCGUGGAAAAAAAUCAGUAUCUAUCUUUAGAACAAUGUAAUUAUAAUGUGGGAAUGUGAGUGAGAGAAUGAGUGUAUGUGUGUGUAUGUGCGUAUGUGUGUGCAUCUUCCAAUAGUUUAUGCCAGCGAUCUUUGCUUGAAUGUUUAACGAUGCCUUCGGUGUGAUGCUGGCAAUAGAUGACUGCAGUUUCAGAUGCCAUUACUGUGCAGGCUUGGAUAACUAACAUUCCAUGAUGUAGCUUGUUCUGAUGAGAUGAUUGUAGUUACACUUUGCUCAUUAUCCAGUCACCUGUGGAAUACUGAGUUUUCUAAUGUGCCAUUAUCUAUUUUUAUUCUGCAGUUACGUUAAAAAUACAGUACAAUAUUUUAAAUAGACUAAAUUGUUAAACAUAAAAAUAAAAAAAGUAGUAGAUGUGUGUAAGAAAACUUUGUAAAAUAGUUGAGUCCUACCCAGUAGCAACUUCUGGCAUUAAAGCAGGAUUCCAUUCUGUAAAUACCUGUAAUGUGUUUAUAAUAAGUUGUGUAGUCUGUUCUGCAUCCAUACUACACUAUCACUAUGGUCUCGGUGCCAUCUCUUAAUGAGACUGACAUUUCCAAAGCCUGUGUGGAGUACCCUUGAGAGUUCAGGGGAAUCCCCAUCCCACCUGCCUAUGUUCCAGACUGGGAAACAUGCAAAUUAUAUAAAUGACAUUUCAGGACUUUUAAGUAUGAAGAUAAUAGGAAUUUUAUUACUUGGCUUAUUAAAAAUGAGAGCAUUUUGGUUGCUGAUUCUACUUGUGUCUAUUACUUUGAACCUGAUCUCAUAUUUAAGGUAAUCAGUUUUAAUCAUGGUUUUUGUCAUAGUUAUGCUAAGGAAUUGAUCUCAAAGGCACAAAACAUGAAUUCUCCAGGCAAGCUCUUUUCCUUGUAGAUGGAUAGGGUUGGUCAAAGCCUCCAUGUCUCACUCUCUACGCCCUCUCAUUUUUCUUUCAUCUUCCGAUUUGUGAAAGCUUCAAUUCUUUGGUAACAGAUCCUUGCAACUGUAAAGUAGAAGUACAUAGAUGUGAGAAAUCAUGUAAUGGUUAAUGAACUUACCACGGCUGACAAAGCUCUCAUUGUAAAUCAGUCUGUACUCAGCAAAUAAAAAUUAUUAUUAGUUGUGUAAACACAAAAAUGUCCAUUGUGACCUCCAGGCUGUCACACUACUUCUGUACCUAGCAUUCUGAGUCCUUAUAUUUGCGAUGUUACACAAACUGUACUAUUUUCUUUUAUGUACAGUUUGCAUGACUAAACCAUCAGAGAAUAAAUUCUAUCUUUAAAUUACGUUUA